This is a messenger RNA of Balaenoptera acutorostrata (minke whale), 3694 nucleotides long. It is a transcript of the gene USP11, whose product is annotated as ubiquitin specific peptidase 11. The record is from RefSeq and is a predicted model, not a curated record. The transcript has 22 exons. Lineage: Eukaryota; Metazoa; Chordata; Mammalia; Artiodactyla; Balaenopteridae. Gene Ontology annotation, biological process: protein deubiquitination. Bases 983 to 3310 code for a protein of 775 amino acids. Gene Ontology annotation, molecular function: cysteine-type deubiquitinase activity.
CGCAGAGAGUCCGGCGGCUGCGGCUGCGGCCGAGGACCGAGAGCCACAGCGUGAAGCGGUGCCGGGCCUGGAGAGCCAGCGGCGCCAGAUCGAGAACGGCGAGAAUGGGCGAGGGCCUCCGCUGCGGACGGGCGAGAGCUGGGGGCCGGGUCUUGAGAAGAAAGGGCCACGGCGGCGGGGUCAGGCUCGCGUGGUGGAACCAAGAACCUGGGAAGGAGGCUGUCUCAGCAACAGAGCGGGACAGCAUGGUCUGCGCGACGUAACGUAGCAUUUGGAGGCGGCCCGCGGUGCUCCGCUGCGCCUGACAACGGAGGCGAGGCGGGUGACGUCAGGCGGAAGAGCGAAAUCGGAGCCGAAAGGCUGUGGGGGCGGGGGUAGUCGGAGCCUGCGUGAUGGAGGGAGCUGGAGCCUGGGAACGAGGCUUGUGACGUAGGCCGAGGGGCGUGUCCUGGGGCCGAGGAAAGACUGCAGAGGGGAGGUGGUGCCUUGUGAAGCAGAAAAUGGCGCCUGCGAAUGAGCAAAGUUUGUGACGCGGCGAGGUUUUUGCCUCUGGCCGAGCCCUUCUUCCCAGGACGGGAGAAAGUGCAGGUUCCUCGUGGAGCGGCACUGGUACAAGCAGUGGGAAGUACACGUGCAGGGAGGAGGCCAGGACCCCAGCACCUUCCCUGGCUGCAUCAACAAUGCUGAGCUCUUUGAAGGUCAUUGGUGAGAUGGCCAGAGUGACUCAUCACUUUCCUUCCCUGAUUGUUCCUCUGCCACCUCCCCCCGCCCUCCUGCAGACCAGGUAAACUGGCGCCUCAAGAAGGGACUGGUGGAAGGUGAGGACUAUGUGCUGCUCCCAGCGGCUGCUUGGCAUUACCUGGUCAGCUGGUAUGGUCUAGAGCAUGGCCAGCCUCCCAUUGAACGCAAGGUCGUGGAGCUGUCCAGCAUCCAGAAGGUUGAAGUGUAUCCAGUAGAACUGCUGCUCAUCCAGCACAGUGAUAUGGACACAGCUCACCCCGCUCAAUUCAACCGCACAGAUUCUAUUGGGUUCCAGGAAGACCUUGAAUGUGCUCCAUCACCCUCCACAGACCUAGUUCUGCGCACCGCUCAAGAGCAGUUUCUGGUGAGCCCCCAGGAAGAGACACGGCUGUGGAUCAAGAACGCGGAGGGCUCUUUUGAGAGGUUGUGCAACACACGUGUCACGGUGCUUGACGCCGCUCUCCAGACUGGGCAGGUGGUCAUCAUGGAGACCCGAAACAAGGAUGGCACUUGGCCCAGCGCACAGCUGCCCGCCAUGAGCAGCACGUCGGAGGAGGAUGAGGACUUCCAGGGCCAGCCGGGCAUCUGUGGUCUCACCAAUCUGGGCAACACGUGCUUCAUGAACUCGGCCCUGCAGUGCCUCAGCAAUGUGCCACAGCUCACCAACUACUUCCUCAAAAACCGCUACCUGGAGGAGCUCAACUUCUGCAACCCGCUGGGCAUGAAGGGGGAGAUUGCAGAGGCCUAUGCGGACCUGGUGAAGCAGGCGUGGUCCGGCCACCACCGCUCCAUCGUGCCCCACGUGUUCAAGACCAAGGUCGGCCACUUUGCGUCCCAGUUUCUGGGCUACCAGCAGCAUGACUCACAGGAGCUGCUGUCGUUUCUCCUGGAUGGGCUGCACGAGGACCUCAAUCGUGUUAAGAAGAAGGAAUAUGUGGAACUGUGCGAUGCUGCUGGGAGGCCAGAUCAGGAGGUUGCUCGGGAGGCCUGGCAGAACCACAGACGGCGGAACGAUUCUGUGAUUGUGGACACUUUCCAUGGCCUCUUCAAGUCCACGGUGGUGUGCCCUGAUUGUGGCAACGUGUCUGUGACCUUCGACCCCUUCUGCUACCUCAGUGUCCCACUGCCUGUGACCCACAAGAGGGUCAUGGAGGUCUUCUUUGUCUCCAUGGACCCCCGCCGCAAGCCAGAGCAGCACCGGCUCGUGGUCCCCAAGAGAGGCAAGAUCUCGGAUCUGUGUGUGGCUCUGGCCAAACACACUGGUGUCUCGCCAGAAAGGAUGAUGGUGGCCGAUGUCUUCAGUCACCGCUUCUAUAAGAUCUACCAGCUGGAGGAGUCUCUGAGCAGCAUCUUGGACCGAGAUGAUAUCUUCAUAUACGAGGUGUCAGGCAGGGCUGCUAUUGGCGAGAACUCCAGAGAGGACGUUGUGCUUCCUAUCUAUCUGCGGGAGCGCACCCCAGCCCGGGACUACAACAAUUCUUACUAUGGCCUGAUGCUCUUUGGGCACCCACUCCUGGUGUCGGUGCCCCGGGACCGGCUCUCCUGGGACGCCCUGUAUCACAUCCUGCUGUACCGCCUCUCACGCUAUGUGACCAGACCCAGCUCGGAUGACGAGGAUGAUGGGGAUGAGAAAGACCUGGAGGAUAAGGACAACCUCCCUAAGCCUGGACAUGUGGCUGGGGGCAGCUCCCAAGACCCUGGGCCGGAGCAGGCUGGGCCCAGCUCUGGAGUCGCGGGCGGGAGCCGGGCCCCCGUGGACAACGCCCCUGGACCAUCUCACUGGCCCCAGAGAGCACGGCGCAAGCACCUCUUCACCCUGCAGACAGUGAAUUCCAAUGGGACCAGCGACCGCUCGACCUUCAACGAGGAUACCCAUGGUGUCUCCUUCAGCUCCCAGCCGUACAUUGCCAUCGACUGGGAGCCAGAGAUGAAGAAGCGUUACUAUGACGAGGUGGAGGCUGAGGGCUACGUGAAGCAUGACUGCGUUGGGUACGUGCUGAAGAAGGCUCCGGUGCGGCUGCAGGAGUGCAUCGAGCUCUUCACCACCACUGAGACCCUGGAGAAGGAAAACCCCUGGUACUGCCCCAAUUGCAAGCAGCACCAGCUGGCCACCAAGAAGCUGGACCUGUGGAUGCUGCCGGAGACGCUCAUCAUCCACCUGAAGCGCUUUUCCUACACCAAGUUCUCCCGCGAGAAGCUGGAUACCCUUGUGGAGUUUCCUAUCCGGGACCUGGACUUCUCCAAGUUUGUCGUCAAGCCGCAGAACGAGUCGGCCCCAGAGCUGUACAAAUAUGAUCUCAUCGCAGUUUCCAACCAUUACGGGGGCCUGCGGGAUGGACACUAUACGACAUUUGCCUGCAACAAGGACAGCGGUCAAUGGCACUACUUCGAUGACAACAGUGUCUCACCUGUGACUGAGAAUCAGAUUGAGUCCAAGGCAGCCUAUGUCCUCUUCUACCAACGCCAGGAUGUGGCACGUCGCCUGCAACCCCAGCCCAGCUUAUCUGACCCCCCAGCAUCCCCAGCCUGUGGUACCCCAGCCAACUUUGAGUUCAUGGAUAUAAACUGAGGGGCCCUGGCCCUGCCACAGGGAAGGAAGCCAUGUCUGCUUUCUUCCUCCCCGGCUCCAGCCCUGUCCUCUUACCUGUGUUAGGUGCCCCAUGCCAGACGCCACAGGCUUAGUCGUGGCUACUGUUCUCCUGUGCUGCUAUAUUGCUUUCUCCUGGGGAAGAAGAGGUAUGUCUCCUUCCGGCAGUGUGUUCCCUACCUGUGUUUGCCCCUUAGAGCAUUAACCCUCCCUUCUAUUCUCUAUUUAUGGUUGUCCCCUUCCCUCUUGUCCUCAACCUGGGGUGAACUGAGGGGGUGGUGGUGGGGUGCACCUGAACACAGAGUGUAUUUUCUUAUUGAGACUCUGUACUUUCCGCUGUGUACAUAUAAAAGUGCCAGUGUGUUC